Messenger RNA from Gopherus flavomarginatus (Mexican gopher tortoise), 1643 nucleotides. RefSeq names its product ethylmalonyl-CoA decarboxylase 1 (gene ECHDC1). Gene Ontology annotation, cellular component: cytosol. The record is from RefSeq and is a predicted model, not a curated record. Lineage: Eukaryota; Metazoa; Chordata; Testudines; Testudinidae. Bases 41 to 943 code for a protein of 300 amino acids. Gene Ontology annotation, biological process: fatty acid beta-oxidation. The transcript has 6 exons. Gene Ontology annotation, molecular function: enoyl-CoA hydratase activity.
GUACUACAAGACACAAAUUGCUCAAAGGCACUUCUCCAAAAUGUCAGUCGCUCUUUGGAAAAGUGUACUGCAAACCACAAAGAGUAGACUGUUCCUGCAAAGAGGUGUGUCACUGUAUAACAGUGCCCAUGGCUUUGAGGAAGAAGAGAUAAAGAAAAAACUUCAGCAGUUUGGUGGUGGAUCCAUCAACCUUUCUAAGGAAGACAAUGGCAUUGGAGUCCUGACCUUGAACAACCCAAAGCUAAUGAAUGCGUUCACAGGCACUAUGAUGCUAGAACUCCAGGAGAGGGUAACUGAACUGGAAAAUUGGAAGGAUGGGAAAGGUCUUAUCAUCCAUGGUGCAGAAAACACUUUUUGCUCAGGAUCUGAUUUGAAUGCUGUCAGAGCAAUGUCCAGCCCACAGGAUGGAAUGAACAUCUGCAUGUUUAUGCAAAACACCUUAACCAGACUCAAGAGGCUGCCUCUGAUUAGUGUUGCAUUAGUUCAAGGAAAAGCUCUGGGAGGUGGAGCAGAAUUUACCACAGCAUGUGAUUUCAGGUUAAUGACUCCAGGAAGCGAGAUUAGAUUUGUCCACAAGCAAAUGGGUUUAGUACCAGGCUGGGGUGGAGCUGCCAGGCUUGUACAAAUCGUUGGCAGUGACGCUGCCCUGAAGCUGCUCAGUGGUGCUCUCAAAGUGGAUCCUGAGAGAGCAGUACAUCUCGGGCUGGCUGAGGAAACUUUGCCAUCUUCAGAUGAAACCAGAUCUUUAGAAGAAGCCCAAGCAUGGCUAAAUCAAUAUACAAAGGGUCCGGGCGAAGUGAUUCAGGCUGUGAAAAAAGUGAUCACAGCAGGAAGAGAGCUACAAUUAGAAGCUGCUUUACGGGCAGAGAAGGACAUUUUUGGAACCGUUUGGGGCGGGCCUGCCAAUUUGCACGCUGUCGCUCAAAGCACAAAACACAAAUGAUGAACUGUCAAUGCAUAAGAAAAAUAUUUUUCAUCUUUUGGAAACAAAGCCUCUGCUAAAGCAGGCAUUUAUUUGAACCAUUUAAGAAUUUGUUCAUUUAAACUGGCACUAACAUUCCUAGCUUGCAUAUCAUGGAACCAUAUUUGGUGUGCUACCAUAGAGAGAAAUCCCCAGUGGAUCAUUUGCUGGUCUAAUCGCAGGUAGAAUGGAGAUCAGUGAAAUUAAAGGUAAAUUCAGUGUUGGGAAUUGAACUGUUACCCUCUCAGAAUGGGGUUGAAGACUAUAUUCUUGUUUUGCUUUGAAUUAUUCGCUUGUGAAGGUGCUAGGUUGACUGCACUAGAAAUAGAGCCUAUUCAUCAACCGAACAAGUGCAUCCCAGGCAGGAAAGUAUACUUCCCCCCAACUUGCUGCCAAUGUGCCUCAAAGCAGUUUUGGUGGGACCACCACUAAGGUGACAGGGACGUUUAUUUUCCGUCUUCAAUCAAUUCUUGGCCUCUCUGCUGAGAAUGCAAACCAGGACGCUAAUUGUGGUGAUGGUUUUUAGAGGUGAAGGACUCCACUAGCACCAAUAACUUCAAAUAAGACAGCAAUUUUUGCUUUCUGUUGGCAUUCUUUGAAAUUCCAGCAUUUGCUUUUGGGAAUUGUUUGUUAACUUGCCCCUGUUCAUAACUUUUUUGUGAUUAAUUUUGCAUUAAUUUUA